AUGGCUCGUCCUAAAUUAACUUUCAAACAGCAGAUGGAUGGGUUUCCCUGGACCCAAUUGAUUGUUGUAUCAUUGGUAAGAUUCAGUGAACCCAUCGCAUUCACAUCUUUAUUUCCCUACGUAUAUUUCAUGGUUAAGGAUUUCCAUAUAGCACCAAACGAUGCACAAGUUUCCAAAUAUUCAGGUUACUUGUCGUCCUGUUUUGCUCUAUGUCAAGUAAUUUCAUCCUAUCAUUGGGGGAAAUUCUCAGAGACUCAUGGAAGGAAACCAACUUUACAAUUGGGUAUCAUAGGUACCUCCAUAUCAUUAUUAAUUCUGGGAUUUUCACAUAAUUUUUAUCAGGCUUUAUUGGCCAGAUCAAUGAUGGGUUUGCUUAAUGGUAACGUUGGUGUCAUUAGAACCAUGAUUGGGGAGAUCGCCCAAGAAAGAAGACAUCAAGCAUUAGCAUUUAGUACUAUGCCACUACUUUUCCAAUUUGGAUCGGUAGUGGGACCCAUGGUUGGUGGGUUUCUCGUGUUUAGGAGGGGAGGUGUGGAAAUUGUUCCAGAAUGGUUGCCUAGAAUAUUGCAAAAGAUGGUGGCAGCCUUCCCCUAUAGUUUACCAAAUGUUGUCGUUUGUUGUCUCUUAACAGGUGGACUCAUUAAUGCAACGUUGUUCCUAGAAGAAACACAUCCAACUUUGAAGAAUAGAAGAGAUUACGGUUUGGAACUCGGUGACUUCAUUAAGAGCUACUUGUUCGGAAGGGAAAUUAAGAAAAGACCUUGGAGACAAUAUGUCAUUGGCUCAUCUGGCAACGAUGAUUCCAAUAGGGAGGACGAGAGUAUUGAUAUUGAACAAAAUAAUGCCGAACCAACAGAAACUACACCAUUUUUAUUGGAAAAUUCAGAUAAUGAGAGUAGUGAAGCUGAUAGUGUUCAAUCCAUCGAGCAUAUCUUGACAAGAAGACAAUCAGUCGGGUUAAUUAGAACGUACUCAAUACAUGAGCCAACAGACUUACCAGUGACAAGUACGGAACUGGCACCAGAUGGUUGUUCAGAGAACAGUAUCAGACAUCAUAUUUUCCAUACAAAGGUUUUUUAUCCAAUAUCUGUUAAUUUCAUCAUGGCAUUACAUUUAAUUGUUUACAAUGAAUUCUUGCCCGUCUUUUUGGCUUACGACUUGGAAAAGGACCCACAAGAUCCAACAAAAUUGGCUUCCAAAUUCCCAUGGAAAAUCAGUGGUGGGAUUGGAUAUGAACCAGAACAAACAGGCACUUUGCUUUCCACUACUGGUAUAUUUGGUUGUUUCGUUGUCAUCUUCAUUUUCCCCAUUGUGGACCGUAAUUUUGAUUGUUUGAGUAUCUUUAGGACAUUAGUGAAAUUAUAUCCAAUAAUGUAUAUUAUGGUUCCCUACGUUGUCUUUUUGCAAAAGGACUCAGUACCACGUUGGUGUACUGUACUUUAUUUGUAUAUGAUCACAGGUACUAAGACACUAUGUGGCGCCCUAUCAUCACCACAAAUUAUGUUGUUGAUUCAUAAUUCAAGUCCUUUACAUUGCAGAGCUGUCAUCAAUGGUGCUACCAUUAGUAUUCAAGCAUCUGCCAGAUUUUUGGGUCCUCUCUUUUGGGGUUAUAUCAUGUCAUGGGCACAAGAAAAUGACGUCGCUUGGGUUAGUUGGUGGACUUUAGGGUUUAUAUGUUUGAUCGCAUUAUACCAAAGUUACAAAAUUAGUCCAAUUGAUGAAGAUGAUACUACUGGACUUGAAUCGGAACCAGGAACCACAUCUGAGGAAUGUACACAUAGACCAUUAUUACACAGGUCUAGUUUGAGCAGUUUAAGUAAUAAGCGUCCUUAA
Molecule: messenger RNA, 1833 nt
Organism: Naumovozyma castellii
Lineage: Eukaryota; Fungi; Ascomycota; Saccharomycetes; Saccharomycetales; Saccharomycetaceae
Exons: 1
Coding region: 1-1833 (610 amino acids)
Source: RefSeq, a predicted model, not a curated record